This is a messenger RNA of Striga hermonthica, 711 nucleotides long. The record is from the annotation of a GenBank genome assembly. NCBI's taxonomy places the organism in Eukaryota, Viridiplantae, Streptophyta, Magnoliopsida, Lamiales, Orobanchaceae.
AUGUUAGGGAAAUCAACGAGGCCGGUGAUGGAUAUUCUGACCGGGUCAUUUGUAUCUGGAAACCGGGCCGGGCCGGCGGAUACUGCUACAAGCUCCAAAAAGCAAACGGAACCCACGGCCCAAUCACCUAGAGGGCUCAAAAGUUUUGAUAUUGGUGGUGUUGGGUUAGGCAUAGUGGCGGCCCUGGGAAAAUCCAGUUCGGACAAUAAGGCCUUGUGUGGCCGGAAUUCGAGCCGGUCCAGCCCGAUUCCGGUGAUGUCAACCAGAAAUUGCCGGAAUUCAGAGGAAAAAAUUGUGGGUAUGGAGAGUGUGGAAGAGUAUACUAUAGUGACUUGUCACCGCCCGAACAAGUCGUACACCAGAGCUUAUUCUAACAGUGAAGAUAAUGGAUUCCCAUACAGAAUACAUAAUAACGCCAAGCGAGGCAGCGUUUUUCACAUAUCGCCGGCGAGAAUUGGGGAUGCCUCCCUGAUUCCGCCGCAGGAUUUUCUGAGCGCCUGCAAUUUAUGCCGGAAGUCACUCCAUGGCAAGGAUAUUUAUAUGUACAGGGGAGAAAAAGCAUUUUGCAGCGCGGAGUGCAGGUACAGGCAAAUGAGGAUAGACGAGCCCACAGAGAAGUGCAGCUACGAGGUAUCAAGGCCCGUAGAGGUUGCAGCGGGCUCACCAUAUUCCAAUGCCCAGAUUUUGACUAAUGGGAUUCUGGCAGUUUAA